UGUAGAUCUGGAAAAAGAUAAAACAUCACAAGACUGCUUAGAGAGAGGUAUGGAACAAGCAGCAAAGAGGUUAGGAAUGGCCCAUGAAGAGAUCCAAAGGCUCACCGGUGAGCUACAAGUGAAGGAGAAAGAACAGCAUAAAUUAGAUUCUGCGCUUGAGAAGGCUCAACUAGAAAUUGAGAAAUUAAAAGAAAGUUUGAUUAGACUGAAAGAAAAUGAUUCAGUUGACCUACAGAAAGCAAAGGAACAUAAUCAGAGACUGAAUGAGGAAAUUCUGGCUUUAAGAAAUCGGGUUCGAUCACUUGACUCAGAAAAAAAAGUGCUUGGAGGAAUGGUUGAAAGACUUAAAGGAGAGAUGUGUGAAACUCAAGAGAAUAAGCAACUUGGGAGACACUCCCCAGAAAUAAGUGUGGGUGCCGAACGGAGAGUACAGAGUGACAAUGAAGUCUAGAGCAAACUGAUCGGAGCAUAGGAGAGGUGUGAUCGCCCUGACAAGUUGUCUGCCUCAAGAG
Messenger RNA from Galeopterus variegatus (Sunda flying lemur), 512 nucleotides. Its product is annotated as coiled-coil domain-containing protein 30-like. The coding region runs from base 50 to 451 and encodes 133 amino acids. The record is from RefSeq and is a predicted model, not a curated record. The transcript is spliced from 5 exons. Lineage: Eukaryota; Metazoa; Chordata; Mammalia; Dermoptera; Cynocephalidae.